AUGAUCAGAGUACUGGAAAAUCUACUAUCAAACAGGAAAAUCCGUGUAUCACUUAACGGUAAGGUACGCGGGUACAAAUUCCUCCAGAAUGGGCUCCCGCAAGGAUCCGUGCUGUCUCCAACCCUCUUUAAUGCGUAUAUGGCUGACAUCACCGAUACUGUUUCUAGAAAAUUCAUAUAUGCGGAUGAUGUGGCGCUAGUAGUACAAGCUAAGACAUUUGCAGCAUUAGAUCAUACUUUGAAUGAUGAUCUAAUAAAAAUACAAAAAUAUUUCUAAAAGUGGAAAUUAACACUGAACCCGAGUAAGUCUGUGACAAGAGCCUAUCACCUCAACAAUAGGGAGGCAAACAGAGAACUACACAUAGAAAUAGACAGACAAAACAUCGCCUCUGAAGAAUGCCCUAAGUACCUAAGGGUAAAGUUCGAUAGAACCCUAACGUAUAACCAACACUUAGAAGGCGUCAAAAAUAAACUGAAGACACGCAAUAAUAUUAUGGCUAAGUUAGCGGGUAUGUCUAGCUGGGGAUGUCACACCAGUGUACUACGAACUACAGCACUUGCCUUGGUGUACAGUGUCGCCGAAUAUUGCGCACCUGUGUGGGCUAGAAGCGCCCAUUGUAGAAAAGUUGACACACAACUAAACCACACUAUGCGCAUUAUUUCAGGCACUGUCAGGUCAACUCAAACAGAAUGUUUGUCCAAACUAUCCAAUAUAUCCCCUCCAGAUCUUAGGAGACUAACCCAUACAAAAAAAAUUAUAGAAAAAAUUAACAGACUACCUAAUUUACCUAAUUUGCCCUUUCACAAAGUUUGA
Cinara cedri is the source of this 813-nucleotide messenger RNA. The record is from the annotation of a GenBank genome assembly. NCBI's taxonomy places the organism in Eukaryota, Metazoa, Arthropoda, Insecta, Hemiptera, Aphididae.